AAAGCCGGAAGACUAGAAGAGACCACAAGAAAUUUUACCAGAAAAUCAAAAGACCUGAAAACAGAAAAUUUAUUAGCAAAAUCUAGAAGAACAGAAAAAAACCCCAAUAACACAAUUAAAAUUAUCAGAAAGCUAGAAGACCAGGGGAGAUUACAAGAAAUUUCACCAGAAAUCGACAAAAGACCUGAAGACAAUGAAAAUUAA
Dentiscutata heterogama is the source of this 204-nucleotide messenger RNA. The record is from the annotation of a GenBank genome assembly. Lineage: Eukaryota; Fungi; Glomeromycota; Glomeromycetes; Diversisporales; Gigasporaceae.